CGUGCCCCGGCCCCGCAUAAAGAGGCGGCGGCGGGGCCGGGGAGCGGAGCAGAGCCCGGAGCAGCGCUGGGGCAGCCGGAGCGGGGCCAUGGAGCAGUACUUCUCAGCCACGCACAGGAUGGAGCAGGAGGUGAUGUUCCCCAGCCUGCUCCGAGGGGUCUUCCCGCAGCAGCAGCAGCAGCAGCAGCAGGACGGGGCGGCUCCGGAUGCCGACGGCCACACGGACCUCUACGAGCGCUACCAGCAGCUCAAGGCCAUCAAGCCCAUGGUGGAGAAGGGCCUGGCCUCUGUCCAUGACCACAGCUCGAGCAGCAGCGAUGAGGACGCGUCCUGGGAUGAGGCCGGCAGCAGCGGGGAUGCGCGGCUGGAGCAGCGGCUGUGCCACCACCUGGCCGGGCUGCAGCAGGUCCUCACCCACCUCACCAGGGACACCAAUGCCCUCACGCGGAGGUACAGCCAGAUCCUGGAGCAGAUCAGCCCCAGCGAGGGGCAGCCCAGCUGGUGACCCUGCCCCGGCCACCAGGACGGGUGCUGGUGGCACAAAGGAGAGGACGUCCCCACCGUGCCCAUCGCGGCUCUUCCCCAGCCCCACACGUGGCAGCGGAUCUCCCGGCGCUGGCACCGACGCCUGCGGCCACCCCGGAGCCAGAGCCGGCCUCAUCCCCUGGGAAGGAGCCUCUGGAGGUGCUGCAGGUCCAUGGAGGAGCCGCGGGCUCGGGCCCCGCUCUUUAUGGCCAAGAGCAGCACGAAGCAGCGAUGUCGAGCGGGGGCCCCCAGCUCCGAGCGGCUGCCGAGCCCUUUUCCAGCUGGUUCCUGGACUCCAAGGGGCUUUUCCCCUUCUUUCAUAAUAAAAUGAGCCCUGAGAA
This is a messenger RNA of Pezoporus occidentalis (night parrot), 866 nucleotides long. Its product is annotated as mid1-interacting protein 1A-like. Gene Ontology annotation, biological process: regulation of lipid biosynthetic process. Gene Ontology annotation, cellular component: cytosol. The record is from RefSeq and is a predicted model, not a curated record. The coding region runs from base 89 to 505 and encodes 138 amino acids. The transcript is spliced from 2 exons. Lineage: Eukaryota; Metazoa; Chordata; Aves; Psittaciformes; Psittacidae.